Drosophila innubila is the source of this 2546-nucleotide messenger RNA. RefSeq names its product anoctamin-10 (gene Axs). Lineage: Eukaryota; Metazoa; Arthropoda; Insecta; Diptera; Drosophilidae. The record is from RefSeq and is a predicted model, not a curated record. Gene Ontology annotation, biological process: chloride transmembrane transport. Gene Ontology annotation, cellular component: plasma membrane. Gene Ontology annotation, molecular function: chloride channel activity. Bases 353 to 2275 code for a protein of 640 amino acids. The transcript has 8 exons.
UACACGAGAUACAUACAGACAUGUGGAUGCGAAUGUGAAAGAACAACAAAAGAAACCGGCAAUAACCAGAGAGAUGUUAAAAUAGACGCGAUCUCUGGCAACUGGCACCGCCCGCCACUGGCCACGUUUUCAAAUGUUUUGGCGUUAUUAAACAUUCUUGCUAUUGCUGGCAUUGGGACAAACUUAAUAAUUAUAUAUGUAGGCACGCAUACUGUAGCACUCUCAUGCAUAUGUAUCUAUGUUUGUAUGUAUGUACAUGGGAGAAGUAGACACACUUAUUUGCCGCUUUGGCAAAAUUCUGUCAUUGUUAUUCGCAUUUGCAGCAGCAGGCAGCGACGACGAUUCAUAAAUAAUGUCUGAAGAUGCCAAGAGUCCACGCACCAGAAACAUUAUUGAAAAUCAACUUUUCCGACGUCAGCGAAGCUUAAAGCUUGAGGCCCUGCAGCGGCAGCGCUCCCAAUAUGGCACCAUCGACGUCGCCGACGAUGAUGAAGCGGACUCAUUCGACAAGACGUACAUAGUCAUCAUAUUUACUGAGAAGGCCAAGCUGCGUCAUUGCCAGGAUGUGGAAAAGAUCAUACAGGAGUUUGAUAUACAAACUACCCUGGAAAUUGUUAGCAAAACCGAAAAGUAUUUGUAUCUGUCGGCCAGCCUGAAUACGCUGCUCCGACUUGCUGAUGCCGCGGAGCUGGAAAAGAUGACCACGACGGGGAGUAUACAGAAGUUUAAUCAUGGCUGUGUCUCCGACUUUCUGCUGCCUGGCAUGACCAAGGAGCAGAUUCUGACCUACUGCGAGACUCCUGUGCUGAUCAAAGAUGUGAUAGAGCCCCCCAUCAGAUCCUACAUACAGAAGGGUUACAUCGAGGACAUGUUCCCAUUGCAUGACAUUCUGUUUUUGGAUCGAUUCAACUUGAAUCUCAAACGCAGCACGCUGCCCGUUGAAGAAAUUCGCAAUUAUUUUGGCUCCAGCAUCGGUCUGUAUUUUGGCUUUAUCGAGUUCUACACGAAGGCAUUGGUAUUUCCGGCUGCUUUUGGCCUACUCCAAUGCUGGUGCGAUCUCAAUCUGUCGCUGGUGUGCAGUUUCUAUGUGGUCUGGACGACGAUCUUUCUGGAGCUGUGGAAGAGGAAGUGUGCUGGAUAUUCGUAUCGCUGGGGGACCAUUGAGAUGAGCAGCUUGGAUAAGCCGCGAGCUGCAUAUCAGGGACAAUUGAAGCCGGAUCCCAUAACUGGCAAGAUGACACUGCAUUAUCCGAUGCGCUACACGUACCUGCAAAUGUAUUGCAUUUCGUAUCCGGUGGUGUUGGGCUGUGUGGUCGCUGCCGCCUGGUUUGCUCUGUAUCAGUUCCAAAUCGAGGCCGAGGUGCUGGCCGAUUUUGGUGCAGAGUCUUGGCUUCUUUAUGUGCCGGUUAUCGUUCAGUCCGUCCUCAUUGCGAUCUUUUCGUGGGCGUACGAGAAGCUUGCCACAUUCCUUACCAAUCUGGAGAAUCAUCGGACACGCUCGCAGUAUGAUCGUCAUCGGGUCAAUAAACUGAUGCUCUUCGAGAUCGUCAAUAAUUUCUUUUCGCAAUUCUAUAUUGCGUUUGUGCUGCAGGAUCUUAAGCAGCUGAAGUAUCAACUGAUGAUGCAGUUGCUCAUCUUUCAAUUGCUGUGCAUUGCCCAGGAGAUCGGCAUCCCGCUGAUGGCCGUGCUGCGCCAGAAGUACGCCAAGUAUUUUCACAAGGAGCUCGAUCCCGAAAAGUUGCGUGCGAUCAGCAAUAAGCCACGCUAUGAGCAGUCAUUCUACGAGUCUGGCCUCGAUGCCUAUCAUUCCACAUACGAGGACUACUUGCAGGUCUGCAUACAGUUUGGCUAUGUGGUGCUCUUUGCCGCCGUUGCCCCCUUUGCUGCCAUUGGUGCGCUCAUCAACAACAUCUUUGCCGUUCACAUUGACAUGUUCAAGCUGUGCAACAUCUUCAAGCGUCCUUUCGGCCGUCGUGCCAAGAAUAUUGGCGCCUGGCAGUUGGCCUUUGAGUUGCUCUCGGUCAUGUCCCUGCUGAGUAACUGCGGCCUGCUCUUUCUCCAGCCGAAUGUCAAACAAUUCUUUUCGCAUUGGAUACCCUCGUUCCCGGAUCUUUCGUUUGUUAUAUUCGAGCAUGUCCUGCUGGGUCUCAAAUUUCUAAUACACAAGGUCAUCCACGAGCGUCCACGCUGGGUGCGCAUUGGACUCCUCAAGGCAGACUUCGAGACCAGCCAAGCACUCAAGCAGCUCAAGCAAAAAAUUCAAAGCUGCCAAUAAAAUUGCAUAGAUGAGAAGGACGAAGGAGGCUACAGAUGCACUUGGCGGAAUCGGGCUUAGGCCAAAAUAUAAAAUAAACCAGUCCAUUUACAUAAUUAUUUAUUUAUCGUGUAUUUGUCGUAUGCUUUAAAUGCUUUUAUUGUAAAUCUCAUACUAAUGGUGCCUUAAAUAUGUACUUAUAAAUAUUAUUAUUAAUCUUAUUAUUAUUAAUACACAUUUACCGUGUCUAAAUUUGUAUAAAUGCAUCCAAUACAAUAUUUGAUCAAUAUCA